This is a messenger RNA of Adelges cooleyi (spruce gall adelgid), 5807 nucleotides long. RefSeq lists its product as uncharacterized. Bases 288 to 1256 code for a protein of 322 amino acids. The transcript is spliced from 7 exons. Lineage: Eukaryota; Metazoa; Arthropoda; Insecta; Hemiptera; Adelgidae. The record is from RefSeq and is a predicted model, not a curated record.
CAGCCAGUGGCUUGUCCGCUGUUGUUUCCGUCUGCCGUCCCUUUGUCGUCCGGUUCAAAAGCGCUCCGAGCACGCGACCCGAGUCGUCAUAACCUAACCGUUUCCCUACCGUAUUCGGUUUAAAUACCGGCGUAUAAACAUUAAAAAAAAAAAAAAAAAAUUUAAAAAAAAAACCACAAGAACUAUAUCGAAAACCUACCGUUUGAAUUUUUCCCCCCUCCCAUUACAAAUCGGUCCGUCGACCGGUCUUAUACCGGCCCGGUAUCAAAAAUUUACCAAAAAAAAAAAUGCCUUCCAAAACUCUCAAACGCAAGCCGUCCGUCUCGCGCUUCGCCGGAUGGCUGUGCAAAAUCCUGUUCACCGUGCUCGCCAUCAACCAAAUCGGAGUCCUCUUGAAUUUGUGCCUGGUAACUGGUUCCGAUGCUAAAAUCAACAACCACCAACCAAGACCCGGCGCCCAUAUCCAAAAGCCAAAACCCUGGUCUGCGGAUGACGAUACCGCUGGCGUGACUCUCCAAGAACUCAGAGUGCCUCCCUACGUGAUGGCCGGUGCCAAAAACGGCGUGGUGCUCGACUGCCUCUACUCAUUGCGUCCGAAAUCCAUCGGCCUGGUGGUCGCUUGGUACUUCAACAACAGCGCCAGACCCGUUUACCAGUGGAUACCCGGCGAAAAGCCACUCAGCAUCGGCAUUUUCCGUCAUCGCACCAACCUCGACUACAAGGUGUCCGACAACAACGAGACCAUGCACCGGGCUUUGCACAUCAUUAAUCCGACCAUCGAACUGUCCGGCGACUACAGAUGCGUCGUGUCCACCUACCACGACGAAGAUUUCAUGAUCAAGAGGAUGAUCGUAUACUCUCCGGAAAAGAAGUUCGAAGUGUUCCAGCACCAAGUCAACAACGAUACCAUCCGGGUCACAUGCUUGGUUACCCGUGUUUUCCCCAUGCCCAGAUUGACGCUGUUCAACAAUUCCAUCACCGACAAACAGAGCUUCGAGAUGAUCAACGUCAUGAACGACAUGAACCGCUCAAAGGACGGAUACUACAACGUGUCUGUCAGUGUGUUGAUCAGCGAGGAGGAACUCAACAUGCAAUCUUCAUUGGACUGCGAACUCAAAAUACCCGACACACCGUACGUGAAGAGGAAGACCUACGUUUUCUUCCCAGACCCGAACGCUGCCGACCAGACCUACCCGCCCAUGAUGAUUUUCAGCGCCAUCACCAUCUACUGGAUCUUCAACAUUAUCUUCAACUAAAGAAGCACAAUUUUCAACCUACCCUGUAGCUACUAUCGCUUCAAUUAAAAAACUAUAGUCCUCGUAGUACUAGUGCUAAUAGUCUGUUAUCAUACUAAAAAAAAAAAAACCAAAAAGUGUAGGUACCUCGCUUAGAUUGGACUAGUGUAACGCCAUACCAAUACCGUUUCAGUCCCUUUAAGAGUUCCCAUAAUCAAUCCUGGCACUUUCAAAUCUAAAUAAUAUUAUAUUCUCAACCCUGUAGUACAACUAACGCAAACUACCCCAGAUAACAGCCCGUAGGAUUAAUAAAGCAAUACCAAGAGGUAUUUCCUUAUGAUUUUUGAGUAUUCAAGUUUUCCAAAAUCAUUCAUAGUUUUCCGCUUGGGUAUAAUAUAUUUCCGAGUUGUUCAGAGUCAAUACCUAGUAUCUUAACUUUUAACUUUCCAAAUUUCACUCAUUCGUUCACAGUAAAGAAUAUUAUUAUUAAUUUCGGUCUUGCCAGUGUUUUCUAUCGAUAUCGUUCUAUUCAAAAAUAUAAUUAUUAAGACAGCCGUUCGAAGUUGUCAAAUUAUCUUAUUCAUUAAAGUCACAAUAAUAUCUGACGUAUUAUUAAAAUACUUAUAAAAAAAAGCUACUUAAAUACAAUAAUAAUAUUAUUAUCAUUUAUAAGUCUACUAUUAAAAUUAAAUAUAUUACACGAUUUAAUAAAUAACAACGAAUAGUAUUAUACAUAGACAUUAAGUUUUAAUGAUAUAUCUACUCUGUAACACUAAUAUAAUCGUUUUACAACAAUAACAUGCGAUCCAACAUCGUCGCUAUUAUACGAUAUUAUUUACUAUACUUAAGCCGAUAUCUAUAAUCUUUAUAUAUAACAUAUUAUAAUAGUAUGUGGUCAAAGUCGAAACUCGUCUUGAUUCACUCUAUUAAUAUAUGUUAUCUAAUGUUUUUUUUUUGUCCCAAUUAGUAGUCAAUAUGAUUAUUUUAUAAUUACUAUUACUUUGCUAAUAACUAUUAUUCUAUUGUUAAGACUAAAGGUUGUUAAUGUUUUUUUUUGUUUUUAAAAAAACGCUGUUGACUAUACGUUUACCCGGUUUGUUACCAUAUAUAAGACGCGUGUGAUUUUUAAGUUUUUUUUUUUUUUAUUAAAUCAUAUGUGUACCUAUUUAAGAAGUGUACGAAGGAUGACGUAAAGAAAUUAUAUGAGAUAUAAUUAUUGUAUUAUAUUGUUAUAGAAUUUAGCACCGAGUGUCGUGCCGCCAAUAACAUUUACUUAAGGCGUGAAGGGAAAACAAGUUGGAGGUUGGCCUCGUGUUUCGGGCGUUCCGAUUCAAAGACUGAAAAGUAGUAGAGAGUGUCCAGGAAAUGUAUUUUUGUUGAGAUUUCGUAGAGAAGUGCAUCUUAUAAUAUUUGACCGGUUGACUUGUAGUCCCGACGAUGAGUUUCUUCCGGUUCGUCUCAAACGGCCGUCGUAGGCUCUUUUUGGUAUUAUAUCUAUAUUCUAUACUUAUUAAAGAUAUUUCAGGCUUCUUAUAAAACAAUAUAUGUGUAUUUGACGAAAAUAGUCCGUUUGUUCAUCUUGAAUAUUAACCUUGGGUCUAAAAGAGCCAAUCUAUGUGCACAACUCCAAUAGUUCAUUCAAUAUAUUAUCUUCCUUCCUACCGUCAUGCUCGAUAGUGGCAAGUUUAAACGCAAACGCUCCGACGGAAUAUCGACAGUUUAAUACUAGUUUACUAAAAACGGUUUCACUUGAACAUUUUCCAUCUCUUUUAGGCCCGAGUAAAACAGUAAUGAUAAUAAGUAUACAUAAAACAUUUUAUUCGCAAUUAUUACCUCUUUAUUCUUGUCUAACGUUUGAAACGGUUUUUUUUUAUAUUUUUCUUUUGGUUAAUCCCCCCCCCCCCACCAUCCGCUAGUUACGAAGUAAUAAUAAUAAUAAUAAUAAUAAAUGCCGACCCUUUUCCUCGGGAAAUAAAAUUACCCACCCUUGCCUCGGUCCGCGCUAAGGCGAUUGGCGUGGUGAAAAUAUUACUAUGCGAAACGACGGUGACAAACGGUUAGUUGGCGUUCUCGUUAAUCGCGUACCUAUUCUAAUUGCGCCAAUCGAUCUAACUCAACACCUAAGCACGCGAUACUCGCAAAGGUAAACGCAAGUAUUAUCAUAAUAUAUUAUUAUUAUUAUUAUUAUUAUACUCGUAUUUCGUUCGACCUGCAACCGUAGGUCGGUUGUAUCCACUUUGCCUCACUAUACUUAAGCGCUCUACAAAGCGGCCAUUGUAUACGACUCGUUGUAACUUUAAAACGUUUCGAUCGUUUCAUCGAUGCCCGUUUGUUUCUACGCGAAAAUCGCUACUGAUUAAAUUAUAUUAUAGAAAUCAAUACUACCGCGUACAAUACGACAAGUGUUGUAUUCGAUUGUUUCGGUUAUAAACGACAACUGUCAAAAAUGUGAUAACGCGACGGUAAAAAAAAAAUAGACAUUUUUCACGGGAUGAGAAUUUCAACUUUCAACCAUUGACCGACAACGGAGUAGGUAGUGCACCUACGGUUAGACUCGUCCGGGUAACUCUUUUCAUCGGCCACCAUAUUAUUUUCAUUCGUCUACUCGGUACAGUUCCAUUGUCGCGCCCACGCAGGCGAUUUCUUAAUAGUUUUUUCGGCGACAUUUGAUCCGGUGUCACACUUGUUAUGCUGUCGGGCGGGCGCAAUAAGAAUAUUGGGUCAAGACUUUUUGGCGGACCCGUGACAAACGGCACCGGGACUCACGGUACACACAAACGAGAGAGAGAGAUACUGACUUAUGUGGCGUGGCCGAUCGCAUUGUGUGAAAAAAGGUCCGAGCAUAGGAAUAAAAGCAAAAAAAUGAUGAAAAAGAGGUGUCCGUGCAGCGACGGCUUCGUUUGGCUACUGCAAAACGUUACGCCCGCGUAGGUAUUGUUUGUAACUCGAGGCCCCAAACAAAUGCCGGUGCCGUGCCGACAGGUAAUUAAGUUGUAACCGCCAGUGUUGGGAAUCGCAUCGUCGCUUCGCUUUGGGAACACAUCCAUUUUGCCACAGGCUAAACGCCAUUUACCGCCGACGUUUGCGAUGACGGUUAUGACGGACUAAUUGAUAUCAACCGCGCUCUGCUACCAAAAGAAAUUCGCAACACCGUUUUCCACUGUGUGCAUAUGUGCAUUCCAAUAUUAUCGGACGUCGAAUUUUCGAAUCCUCAGCGCGCAUACGGCGACCCCCCCCCCCCGGGUUAACGGUGAAAUAUUUACUCGCGCGAGUCCGACUGAAGAUGGAAAAAGUUUGCGGAAAAGAAGCGAUCGGCACGUGACGGGAGUUAAUUUUUUUUUCCACCCCCGACCCAAUCGCGCGCGUUCCCUCUAUGCGUGCGUUAUUUUGCUGUCACUUCGCGUUCUUUAAUUUUUGUUCGUGGAAACCACACGGCCGACAAAACUUUUCUCGAGGCCCCGUGCCUUUGGCUUCCUUCAAUCCGAGCACAUUACGUCUGGCACGCUUGUAAAGCCCGAGUAAUUCACGGCGUUUAGGGUAAUAAGGGAUGACGUCCCGGCGGGAUACACUAUCGUGGAUGAUUUUGCGCCGAACGUUGAUAUUGCAAACGAGCAGUUGGCUAAAUUCGUUCCGUCGGCUCGCGGGCAAUUGCCGUUUUAAAAAACUCCACGAAAUUUCCAAUAAUCCAAACACAGAUGGAUUGAUUCCACCCAAGAUAUAACUAUCUCAUUGUUGUAUUCGCGUAGUGGUGCCCGCCAAAAUUAUAUCGAAAUUGGUGUACUCGAUUCGUAUCAAACCGAUGUGAAAGAAUUGCCAAGUCACACACAACGCACUGCCGUGGAAUAGCGCCUAUUGUUGUACAAUCAUCUUGUCUUUGUCGGUGGACAGUUAAAAUUUAUAUCCCGAAAAAAUAAAUAAAAUGUAUUUCUCAACAAUGUGUACUUAAAACGUUAAAAUUCCAUUAUCGGUAUACAUUGUAAUAAAAUAUAAAUGUAUGUUUUUUUUUUUAUUUUACAAAAUCUAUUAUUAUUAUGAAUAAUUACUUUUGAAAUAUAUUUAAGAAUUUCAUAUUAACCAUUAUCAUUAUGAUAAAAUUAUUGUAUUAGACACAUCGAUAUUAGUGUUAAGCUUCUUUUUUUUUUUUGUAGUCUUAAUAUCAUAAAAUUAUUAUAAUAUUAUAAUCGCUUAUGUCUUUAGAGUGUUUCGCCGUAUCUGUUAAGUUUUCAUCCGUUGACUUCAAAUAUAGCAGUAGUAUGAUAUAAACGAUGAUGUCGGUUGAUUGUAAAAAUUAUAUUGUUUAGUUGGUGGAUGUUGACCAACAGAUAUGAAGCGAGAUGCGGCUUAAAUAAUUUUAUCUACUUUUUUAGCAUUGUAGUUUGCUAGAUAUAAUAAAAUGAUAGUAAAAAUUAAUAAUUAGCGUGUCGUUUAUGUACACUUUAGGUCGUCUAUAGACAUAUUAUAAUAAGUAGCAUUGUAGCCAAUUAUGUUAUUAUUAUUAUAUAAAAGUAGGAUUUACUAGCUAUAUAAUAUUAUUAUUACAAAAGUAUACUAUAAUGAUUAUUUUUCCUUGAA